This is a messenger RNA of Cajanus cajan (pigeon pea), 981 nucleotides long. The record is from RefSeq and is a predicted model, not a curated record. Lineage: Eukaryota; Viridiplantae; Streptophyta; Magnoliopsida; Fabales; Fabaceae.
UGCCUUCAUAGCUACCUUUUUCUUAUUGCUUUCCUUUUCCGUGAAAUUCUUGCUUACUUCGUAACUAGUGUUGCGUGUUUCAUGUUUAAUUUAUCCUAUAUCACUGAAAGGGUUCAAUCUGUUCAUUUUGUUUAGCAAAUGGAUCAAGAAUGGCGUAGAUUUGGUCUUUAAGCGGUUCUAGAUGUUUUUCUAUACAAAUAUUUCCUUAUCUUCUUACAAUCAAUUUGAAUCUCAGGCUUUGGCCUUUGGGUAACUUUUAUUUGUCCAUGGUCAUCAUGUAUAGGUUCACAAUGUAAUUUGAACUUUUCUCCCUUAUUUCUUUCAGUUCCACAAGUUAUGUUGAUUGUUAAACCUUGUAUAGAGAAAGACACACAGGGAGAGCAUUGAUUCCACGAUAAACUUGCUACAGGCAGAAAUGGAACCAAUUACAACUUUACAAGCAUAAUGGGUUUGAUGGCUGUUUGGAGGACAAAAAAUCUAGGCAAGAGUCUUCCACUAACAAGGUUUCUUCAUGCCUUGAAAGAUAAUCAAUCAGGCCAAAUUUUAAUGUCUCCACCUCUUGCAUCUUUGGACCUUCCUGACAUCUGGACUCCUUCUUCACGUCGGAGUAUUCCAGCAAUACAUAAAAGCUUUAAUGAGCAGACUGCUGUAGUAUUGGAUGGAAAGUUGAUAUCCAUGGAAAUCAGAUCAAAAAUAGCGGCUAAGGUGAGACAAAUGAAGAAAUGCCUAGGAAAAGUUCCUGGAUUAGCUGUAAUUUUAGUGGGCGAACGAAGGGAUUCUCAAACUUAUGUUCGCAACAAGAUAAUGGCCUGUGAAGAAGUUGGAUUCAAGUCUUUGGUGACUGAAUUACCCGCUGAUUGUGCAGAAACAGAUGUUCAAAAUGAAAUCAGGAGAUUUAACAGAGAUCCAUCCAUUCAUGGUAUUCUUGUGCAACUUCCUCUGCCACAAGUAAUUUCUGAAUCUAUGACUUUUUACAAAUAA